Molecule: messenger RNA, 324 nt
Organism: Haemonchus placei
Lineage: Eukaryota; Metazoa; Nematoda; Chromadorea; Rhabditida; Trichostrongylidae
Source: the annotation of a GenBank genome assembly
AUGGAAGCAGCACAAGGACAAGGACCAGCACAAGGAGUGAAGAUGGAAACCGGUAACAGCGCCACCGGAAGAGCCACGAUGGGAGAUCUCGAGAAGGAACAGCUUUCCUCGAAGGAAGCGCUCGAGCAGGCGGAAGCUUUCGAACGUGUAGAAGUGAAUGCUCCACACCUUAAGGAAGGCCUGCAGCAAGUUCAGCCGGUGGGAGUGGCUCAGGGAGGAGAAGGCAUACUGCAAUGUAUGCGGGAAGAGAGGCCACGUGGCAGUGACGUGCUGGAAGAGCCCCAGGACUGGCCAAAAAGUGUCCCGCCAAGUACAUUGGUGUGA